AUGAAGUGUCAUCUCUUUAGUCGAAUGCCGUGUGCGAAGUUUGACGUUUAUUUAACAGAUUUGAAAUUUGAUGAUGGUCAGUUGAGUUUUUUGGAUGAUGGCUGUGGAAUGGACAAGAAAGAAAUUGAAUCGAUCAUUUCGUUCGGAUAUUCAGCAAAACGAAUGGAUCCUGAAAUGGUGGGUCAGUACGGCAACGGAUUGAAGUCUGCUGCCAUGCGUAUCGGUAAAGAUGUGUUGAUAUUAACAAAGAAAGAAGGGUUGCUAACAUGCAUGCUUAUUUCGAGAUCCUUCCUUGAGGCGAAUAAUUUGCGAAAGGUGAUUGUGCCAACGCCAUCGUUUCUGGAAGAUGGUACAGCAUAUUACGAAACGAUGUCGGAGAUGGACAAACACACUCUCGAAGUAAACAUCAUCUAUAAGUAUUCACCAUUCGAGUCGCACGAACACUUGAUGCAGCAAUUCGAAAGAAUUCACUCCGAAACUGGCACGUUGGUAAUUUGUUAUAAUCUGCGUCGUAUAGAAGGUGGUCAGUUUGAAAUGGAUUUCAAUACUGAUAAAUUUGAUGUUCGAUUGUCACAGCAUAUCCCACAGAGGGAGAAUGAACGUAAUUCACUUCGAGCCUAUCUGGCGGUAUUAUAUGCAAAACCGAGAAUGCGGGUUUUUAUACGCGGUGAGAAGGUGGAUACGAAACGUAUUUUGAGUGCAUUAUAUAAACCGAGAAUGUAUCAGUAUCAGGCAAGAAAUUUGAAGGCGUGCGCCGAAAGAGAGUUACAAGAUUGUCAAAAGAAGGUUGUAGAACUGACCGAUACAGUGGCGCUUAAUAAAUCAGAAGUGGCUAAUUUCGAAGUUGCACAUCCCAAUUUCAUGACUGAUAGCACACUUCGAAUCCAUCAUCGAACACUGAUUAAGGCUGUUGAUGUAGCUACGGAAAUGCUUUGUGCAUCCGAAUUGCGCCUCAAAAAACUGGCCAGAGCCAAAUCAAAUCCCAGUCCAUUGGUAUUCUAUUUCGGCCUUAACAUCCAUCAUCGCAAUCAAUAUGGCUGUAUGCUCUAUAACAAUGGACGUUUGAUAAGAAUGUAUGAGAAAGUUGCCAAUCAAAAAGAGCGAAACGAUAGAAUGCUAAAGUAUUUGGGUGUUGUUGCCGUUGUCGAUGUGCCGUGCUCAGUACUGGCACCAGCGCACAGCAAACAGUCAUUCGAGAAUCCACGAGAGUAUGCCAACUUGAUGAAGGCAAUCAAUGAUUACAUGGAACAGUAUUGGAACGACACGGCGAUCGAGGCCACUCCUGGGGGAGUUGCAAACUUUUGGCGACCAUUUGGUUAUAAAAGCAUGGAAUGGAAUGCGGAGCCGAGUAAUGAAACUGAGUACAUUCGUAAACGGUAUUCAUGUGUUGGCUACUCACUUCAGUGUGAUAACUGCCUCAAAUGGCGACAUUUACAGUUCCAACAAAAUUACUUGAGCGAAGGAAUACCGAAGAAUUGGAAUUGCAGUAUGCAUCCGAAUUCAAUAUUCAGAAACUGCUCUAAGCUCGAAGAACUACCACCGAUUCCCAAAGGACGAUUGAUGUGGACGAUUAAGUCAUCGUUAACACCAACUGCGAAAAAGGACAGCAGCGCAUCAAAUAGGAAAGUGCUGAAUAAAACGCCGGUGGCUCGUAAACGAUUGCCAACGCCACCGGCUCGCAGUCGUCGAGGACGUCAGCGAUCCGUUUCAUCAUCUGAUGAUGACGAAAAGGAUACAUCCCCAUCACCACCACCCACAAGGACUAGCUUGUUGAUGAAGAAAUCAACCGCAGAGGAAGAGCCACCAAAAAAGCGCAAAUCUUUAGCAAGAACUAAGGCUUCAUUAAGUAGUGGAAGGAUAACAAGACGAUCGACGUUGAACGGUGAACAACAAACGACGGCAGAAGAUUCAGAAGUGCAGAUAAUUGAAGAGAAAGACUUGCCUAUGAAUAACGGUAGAAGUGCAUCAUCGGCUGAUUUAUCCCUCAAAUUAAAUGAUGAGAGGAGAACAGAAGAAGUGAAUGAAAAAAAAUCGAUUCCUUUGCCACUGACGAAUGGAUCUGAAUUGUCAUCGAAUGCGCCGCAGAGUUCAACAACAAUUCAAGAUGAAUCUGAGAGAAACGCAUCAGCGUCGAGCCAGAACUGUAAGGAUGAAAAUGCGAAUGAGAUUAUGAGUAAAGACAUAUCCGAGAAAGUUGCAUUGAAGAAGCAAAGGGAUGGCCUGUUGCGUAAAUUGAAUGAUGUUUUGGAAUUUUGUCGAGAAUCGUCCUUCCCAAAGAUCAAUUUCGGCAGUGCAGAUGAGGCGUUAACGUUCGAUUUGCAAGACUACUUCAGAGCACAUCGUGAAGGAGUUGAAAUGUUGAUCAAUAAGCAGGUGACGAAUAGACUGCGGAAUUAUUUGGAGAGUGCAGUGAAAGUAAUGAAAUGGGCAGAUCCCGAAGUGGCGGACGAGAUCAGCAGUGAAAAUGUUAUGGAUAAAAUGGUGGAUUUCACGAAGUUAAUAUGA
This is a messenger RNA of Anisakis simplex (herring worm), 2505 nucleotides long. Lineage: Eukaryota; Metazoa; Nematoda; Chromadorea; Rhabditida; Anisakidae. The record is from the annotation of a GenBank genome assembly.